Molecule: messenger RNA, 2485 nt
Organism: Macadamia integrifolia
Lineage: Eukaryota; Viridiplantae; Streptophyta; Magnoliopsida; Proteales; Proteaceae
Exons: 11
Coding region: 230-2260 (676 amino acids)
Source: RefSeq, a predicted model, not a curated record
AUAUGAGACCCUAACCCAAAAUUGACUUCUGGAACCUACGGUACAUUACCAAAAGAAACAUUUUUUCGAAUUCCCUAUAAAUCCAAUCCUAAUUUAUAGUCUCCAUAAACACUAAAACCCCAAAAAUUGGUUCUUUUCUCGCUUCAUUAGGAUAUUGCUCAGUUUUCCAGGGCGUUACCAGAAUUUCUCUUUUUGAUCUGCGUCAGUUCGAUAGAUUGGCUUUCACAAUAUGAAAGGGGAAAAACAGAGUGCACUCAACAUCUUGGUUAUUUGGAGGGGCAAGAAGCUGAAUGUAGAGAUAGGGUCAGGUGGUACCCUGAAGGAGUUUGGGCACAAACUACAGAAGCUGACUAAUGUCAAAGCUGAUACUAUGAGACUUCUUGUUCCACAAUCCAUGGGUGAAGGCUCAAAGAUGUUCACUCCUUUCUCUGAGGACCACUCGAAUUUAAGCUUGCGAGAGUCUUCCAUUCUUAAGGGAAAAUCUAUUAGAAUGAUGGGAGUGUUUGAGGAAGAGAUUGAAGAGGUUAAACAAAAUGCAAAAGCAGACCUGAGGAUUGCUGGGUUUGAUGAAGAGGAAAAGAGAUUAAGGCAGCGGAUGUUGGAUAGGCCACAGGCUUCCCUCAAACUUCCACAAGGAACCUACAUCUUUUGUGAUUUCCGCACGCUUCAACUUCCAGGAAUAAUGUUGAACCCUCCAGCUUCUGAGGCUUUGAGAAGGAUGCACAUGCUUGCUGCUGAUCCAGGAAUCAUUGCUGUCAUGAAUAAGCAUCGCUGGCGGGUAGGAAUUAUGACAGAGAUGGCACCUGUGGGAUAUGUUGGUAUCAGUCCCAAAUGUAUUCUUGGUUUCAACAAGAAUCAUGGAGAGGAGAUAUCUCUUCGCCUUCGAACUGAUGAUCUCAAGGGUUUCAGGAAAUAUGAGAGUAUCAAGAAAACUCUGUUGCAUGAACUUGCUCACAUGGAAUUCUCUGAACAUGACGCCAACUUUUUUGCACUAGACAAGCAGCUCAACGAAGAGGCUGCUAGUUUAGACUGGACAAGAUCAAGAAGCCGCACCUUGAGUGGUGAUAGGCCUUCGGAACACCAUGAAGAGGAAUUCUAUGUUGGUAGCAGUGGUAACACUUCUCAAAGACUUGGGGGAAAAAUGCCAGAUCAGCUAGCUAGUGCACGUGCAUCUUCAGUUGCUGCUGCUUAUAGCCGUUUUGCAAUUUCGUCCCCUGAUAGUUCAGCAGAGGGAUUUGGAGAGCAUGUAGAACUUAAUUCCGAUGAUUCUGGAUUGAUGGUGCAUGAACCUGAUCCUAAUGAUUUGGCAAUGAAGGAAAGUAUGCAAGUUGACAAUCCAAGCGAAGCUGACCCUAAUUUUGAGCCUGAUCCUGAUGAUCGUGAAGUGGUACAAUUUGCACCUAACUUAGAAACUGUUAAAAAGGUUGUGGGCUCCAACACCUAUGAAGAACCUGAUCCUGAUGAUUCUGAGAUAAAUGUGAUUGCUUCAAAAUGUGGCUCCACAGUUCAGCUGGGUAUUAAUGAUGGUGAGGGGAAUGAAACUUUGGACAAGGAUAUUCAGCAUAAGAAUUCAUUUGAGGAACCUGAUCCAGAUGAUUCUGAAGUUAAAAGGAGCAUCUUGAAGUAUGGAAAUAGUUAUGAACCUGAUCCAGAUGAUUAUAAAACUAUUAAAAUUGUAGAAAAUGAGGUCCAACUGAGGAAAACUGCUGAGGAACCUGAUCCUGAUGCUUCAGGAGCCUGUUUGGAACAUAGAAGCAGAAGUGAACCUGAUCAAGAUGCUUCUCAAGGCAAUGGAAUUCUGCAGUUUGAGCCUGAUCCUGAUGACAAUGUGGGGAACACAAUCGAAAGUUCUAGAAUGCAAGUUGAUGAACUCAAUCCAGAUGAUCAAGAGCUGCAGAGAAUCCAAGACCCUGUUUCUGUUGUUUGUGCCCGUCUUCAGGAAACCAUAGAGAUGCUGCGAUCUGAAGUUAAUCCCACAGAGGCUACUUCUGUCCUCCAGACUCUAUUCAAGAUCAUUAGGAAUGUGAUCGAACACCCAGAUGAGAUGAAAUUCAAGAGGCUACGGAAGGCCAAUCCUCUAUUUCAACGAAAUGUUGCAAAUUAUAAAGCUGCUAUGGAGGUUCUUUUCCUGGUGGGUUUCAUCGAGGAUGUUGUAUCAGAUGAAAUCGGCAGGGCGGAGACUUUUGUAGUGUUGAAGAGGAAUGAUCCUGGCUUACUGUGGCUUGCCAAGUCAUCUUUGGAGAUGUGUAUUGCCUGCUAGCUCUGGAAUUGGGUAGAUUGGGAGCUUAGGCUCAAGAUGGCUGCUAUUUCAUAUUAUUGUGUGUAUAGGAUUGAAAUUAUGAAUAUAAAUGAAACAGAGAAAAAAAGUGUGGAAGGUAAAAGAGUGUCAAUGGGUUGUAAGAACAUGAAGCGGUUCAUUGAGGAUUGCUAGUGGUCUUUGACUGUAAAUGAAAAUAACUUGUAAAUAAAUGGGAGUCUUCUGUUA